AUGUCUGGAAACCAAGUAUACAUAUCAGUUGGCCGUGGUGGUGCUGGAAACAUGGUUAAGGAUAAAUCACCAGUCAGUCCCAAAUUAAUUCCAAUGGGUAGCGACACUCCUCACAUUCCAGCUACUCAACCAAGAUACACCACAGGAAGAGGUGGUGCUGGUAAUAUGGUCAAAAAUGACGAUCCUGACAAGGCUAGACUAGCCCAAGAUAUUGAGCCAAUUAGAUCCAACGGCAGUUACACCUACAAACCCUUAAGUCCAUACAAAAGCAUCGGUAGAGGUGGAUUUGGAAAUAUGAUCGACACCACUGUCUCCAAAACCUCUUCAGUCUCCAGAUGUGUGAGUCGUGAGUCCAAGAGUUCCUCCAAGAGCCACGAUGGUUCAAUAUUAAAGAAACUCAAAAACUUUUUCUAG
Ascoidea rubescens DSM 1968 is the source of this 414-nucleotide messenger RNA. RefSeq names its product DUF3602 domain-containing protein. NCBI's taxonomy places the organism in Eukaryota, Fungi, Ascomycota, Saccharomycetes, Ascoideales, Ascoideaceae. The record is from RefSeq and is a predicted model, not a curated record. The transcript has a single exon. The coding region runs from base 1 to 414 and encodes 137 amino acids.